AUGCCGACCAUAACAGCCAAAGAUGUCGUCUUUCACUAUACUGAUAGUGGGUUGCCUACACAGUGCGAAGAAUAUUCGACAUUGUUUGUGAUCCACGGGCACUCGUUUCACAGCGGUAAGUCUGGCAUCCUAUGGUAUAGUCUAGGUCUCAACCCUCUAUGCUUGCGCCUAGGUAUAUUUAGCACAUUAUUCCCAGUGGCCAGCAAAGAAUCACUGCGCGUAAUAUGUCUCGAUCGAAGAGAGUACCAGGGAUCAACUCCCUACACAGCUGAAGAGCUCAGAAUUAUUCACGAGGGGACAGAUGCCGAACGUUUAGACCUUUUAACUUUUGAGGGUGUUUACCUUGCACUUGGUAUCGAAGGACUUAUUCGAGAACUCGAUCUUCCUCCCGGAAGCGGCGGUGGGUUGGUGGGUUGGUCAAUGGGAAAUAUGUUCAGUCUGGCAGUGAUCAAUGCAAUUAAUCACCGAGCCAUACCUGAGGAUGUAAGGUCCAGAUUGAAGAAUCUGGAAGGUACCCAGUUGUUGACGUACAUUGCAGAUCCACCUUUUCAAGUUCUAGGACUCGACAGCCCACCAGAAUAUUAUUCACCGCUCUGGGACGACGACAUACCUGAGGGUGAUCGAGGGUCUGCCUUCGCCCACUGGAUCUCAAGCUACUUCAAUCAUGACAUGGAGGCAUUAGCGCAAAGAGACCCUUCUAAGCUCAAUAAGCGACAUCCUUCAUCCAAAAAGCCCACAGCAGAGAGGAUGACCAUCGAUGAACUUGUCGCAGUAACCGAUUUCCGUCCGGGGCCUAAGUGCGAUACUGCUUUUGGUGGGCCGGGGUACCAUACAGCCCAGAGGUUAAAUUACCAGAACGCAUUAUUCGGCGCUGCUCCAAACAGCAGAAAUUGGCACUUGCGCAAUGUCGUUCAUCUGUAUGGUGUAGAGAGUGCUUGGAGUAUAAUCUAUACCGUCUGGGUUCUAGAAGACGAGGACAAAACCACCAAAAGGAUCGAAUUCAAAGCAAUCCAAGGCGUCAAUCAUUUUAUGAUGUGGGACGAGCCUGAGAUCACUGUUUCCGUCUUGAAGGAGUGUAUGGUUUAA
Psilocybe cubensis is the source of this 1086-nucleotide messenger RNA. RefSeq lists its product as uncharacterized. The transcript has 3 exons. The record is from RefSeq and is a predicted model, not a curated record. NCBI's taxonomy places the organism in Eukaryota, Fungi, Basidiomycota, Agaricomycetes, Agaricales, Agrocybaceae. The coding region runs from base 1 to 1086 and encodes 361 amino acids.